GAUCUUCAGCCAAGGCACUGGCGUAGACACACACGGUGCUGGUAUCCCCUCGGCACCUCGCCUGAAGCCCCCGUGCCAGGGACAGACUCACCCUCUGCCCCUGACUCCCUCCUUCCAUCCCGACAGCACCAUGAGCCGCUCAGAACUGCUCGCCGUCCUGCUCCUGGCCGUGCCGGCCAUCUCCCUUCCCGUGACGAAUGACAUGAAUAAAGGGGACACUAAGGUGAUGAAGUGCAUUGUAGAGGUCAUCUCUGAUACUUUAUCAAAGCCAAACCCCCUUCCGAUCAGUGAGGAAUGCCUAGAAACGCUCAGAGGAGAUGAACGAAUAAUUUCCAUCCUUCGCCACCAAAAUUUAUUGAAGGAACUUCAGGAAAUCGCUGCUCAAGGUGCCAAUGAGAGAACUCAGCAGCAGAAGAAAAACAGUGGUUUUGAAGAUGAACUUUCCGAAGUCCUUGAAACUCAGAACGACAGGAUCAAGCUGAGAGAUGCGGCAGGGGAGCAGCCCGCGGAGCCCCUGGCUGAGCUGGCAGCACAGAAAACCCAGCAAAAUGAAGAUUCAAGAGAAGAGGGAAAAAACAGCCUGGAGGAGAGGGAGCCCAGGCCACGGGAUGCUGACCCUGGAGAGAAGGAGGAUCAGGAGGAAGCGGAGAGCAACGAGAUCAGGGGUUCAGAGGAUGCUCAGCAAGAUGGAGCUUUGGACAACCACAUUAUCAAAGACUUCAGUGAGGAUGAGCGGCGGCAGCAGCAAGAGGAUGAAGAGGAGCAGCCCAGAGGCCCCAGGGACAGCCUGGAGCUGGAGGACGAGGGAGAGCAGCCACCCAGGCAGGGCCAGGAGCAGAACAAGGGAGGGGAGCGUGUGGAGUGGGAGAAUGCUGCAGAGGAGGACCCGACCGAAGCAGAGAGAUCACUCGAUUUGGCUGAGGAGGACGAGGAGGCUGAGGAGAUGCAGGGAGACGACAAUAAUGAUGAUGCUCUGGGAUUUGGCAAAGAUGGGCGGAGCUCUGAGGAGGAGGAGGAGGAGGAGCAGCCCCGGGCACUGAGAGGAGGAAGGCAUCACCUAGAAGAUGAGGGGAUGCAGGAGGAGGAGGAGGAGGAGGACACCUUCCAGCCCAGGGAUGCUAAAAGUGAAGAGAUGGAGGAGGAGUCCUCCAGGGAGUGGGAAGACUCCAAGAGGUGGAACAAAAUGGAUGAGCUGGCCAAGCAGCUGACAUCGAAGAAGCGUAUGGAGGACAACGACAGUGAGGAAGACCCAGACAGAUCCAUGAAAAUGGCAUUCAGAUCCCGCAAGUAUGACUUCAGUAGUCCAGAGGAAGAUGUGAGAAGGUCGUGGAAGCAUCACUCGAAGGAGGACAGCAGUGAAGGCUUCCCACUUGGUCCCAUGCCCGAAGAAAAGAAGGACGAGGAAGGCAGCGCUAACAGGAGAACGGAGGACCAGGAGCUGGAGAGCCUGGCUGCCAUCGAAGCUGAGCUGGAGCGUGUCGCCCACAAGCUGCACGAGCUGAGGCGAGGCUGA
Molecule: messenger RNA, 1513 nt
Organism: Mesitornis unicolor (brown roatelo)
Lineage: Eukaryota; Metazoa; Chordata; Aves; Mesitornithiformes; Mesitornithidae
Gene: CHGA
Product: chromogranin A (parathyroid secretory protein 1)
Exons: 8
Coding region: 131-1513 (460 amino acids)
Biological process (GO): negative regulation of catecholamine secretion; negative regulation of insulin secretion; defense response to bacterium
Cellular component (GO): chromaffin granule
Source: RefSeq, a predicted model, not a curated record